AUGGAGUCCACCGCGCACUCCACUGUGCCCUUUGAGCACAGCGCACGCAAUUCAAACACGCCAACGUCUUCCUCAGCGACCGACCUCAAGAGGAAGCGCCGCAGCCUAUCCGGCGAUCCCACCACACAUCCCGCCUCGGCCCCUCCGCCCAAAGCCGCAAAGCCGAACAAUCACCUCCAGAUAAACUAUCUCGCGCGACAGUAUCAGGAAGACCUACCGCUAGUUAGCAGCGAUGAUACGCUCCCUUCCAUCAUCGCCCUCCUCGGCGAGUACCAAGGCGUCCUCGAUCGCCAUGAGAGCAUGGCGUGCAACCUCGGCGCCCGUCCGCUCGGCCCAAUUCUCAUCAAGCGCUUCGAACGACUCUUCGACGGUCCUCCAAAGGUACUCAAGACUCACGGAAAGGAGGGCACGACUGUAACAUGGCUGGAUGUUGUGGAGUUUGCGCGGAACAAGCCCGAGCAAUUCACCUUGGCGCAGAUGAGCGAAGGCGCGCGGGUGUGCCAGUUCUAUACAAAGCAGUGUCGCGUGCAGAUUACCGAGGAAGAUUUCGUCUUGAUCAACAGCGGUAUACCCCAGAAGAUGAUCCCGCCGCAGCCGAUUGUCGAAGAUGAGGAGAAGGAGCUGGGCACACUGGAGAUUCUCGAGAAGAACUUGCAGCAGAUCUGUCACCUGGCUGAUCAGGUUGCGGCACGCACUCGCCAGCUGAACCACCGUCUCAAGGGCCGCAAACAAGCCAUCCUCGAUCGACGCGCAAGCGACAGCCCAGUCGCCAUCCGCGCCUCCAGUCCCUCCAACAUUGCCCUGAUGAACGGUCUUGGGGCUCCAGCGUCCGCUAUACAGCCGACACACUCACCCGGCUUCGUUGCCGUCAACUCGCGCGCGCCCUCCGACCAAAACGGUGCCGUGACCUCUGAGCAUACUCAGCACUCUCCUCACAACGGCAACAGCGGCGCCUCAUCAGCCACGCGCUCAGAGCUCCUCUCCAAAUUCCACACCCUCGCCGACAGGCGUGCCGCGUCUGCAAGCAGCAUCCCCACGCUGCCUCCCAACGGCGGCGAGCUCCGCCGCAUGUCCAACACAGCCCUCCCUGCAUCCCAGAGCGCGGCCACGACACCGGGAAUCGCCUCCUCCAGCACCGCGAAAGCCUCCAAAUCAGCACCAGCCUACACGGACGCCGACUACGCCUCCCUCCUGCACGCCGCCUCGCCCGACCCAGCCCACAACUCCGGCCUCCCCAGCCUGUACAACCCGGCAAGCGCGCCCUUCGCGCCUCGGCCUAAACCAUCGCACCAGGCGCCGCCGCACCUCACGCACUCGCACUCCCAUUCGCGGCCCUCGCCGGCCCAUGAGAAAGACGAUGGGGGCCCGUACAAAGCGGCCAUGGUGGCUCGCAUGGAGGGAAUCCAGAAGGGCGAUCGUGUGCUUCCGCCCUGCGACCGCUGCAGACGGCUGCACAUGGACUGUCUGAAGAACCUGACGGCGUGUAUGGGCUGUACGAAGAAACACGCAAAGUGCUCUUGGAAGGAGGUCAGGGAUGUGGAGCUGAGGGCUUACCCGACUGGUAGCGGAGCCGGGGCCGGGGCCGUGGCCGUCGAACUCCCGAGCCCGUCUUCCUCUGUCGCCGCGCUGUCGGGAAUGGCAGGCAGGCCCCGCUACAGCGCCGGCUCGUACGGCAUCAGCGGCGUCGGGGCCGGGGCCGGGGGCAGGGACAGCGAUGCCGAGCACGACGUGCGCAACGCCGGCGCAGAAGGCGAGGGCGAGGGCGAAGGCGACGCGCACAGCGCGCCGAGCGUCGGCACGCCGCCCGAGCUGCGCGACGAGCAGCGUGCCAGAUGGCUGCAGCAACCUCUCACGCCUGGCCCUGCGGUUUCCUACGCGCCGCCGCCCGUUGCGCAGAUGGUGCCGGUGCCGGGGGCGGGGGCGGGAGCGGGAGCGGUGGCGCGGUAUCGCGAGCUGCCGUCGGCUGAUGUGGUGGCGCGGCUGGCGAGCGCGGCGAGUGCGGUUGCGGCGGCGGGCGUGGAUAUGGAUGUGGAGGCGGGGAGGGAGUUGGCGAGGGAAGCGGAGGGCCAGGGGGAGGAGGGGGUGGGGAUCAGGUCGUGA
Messenger RNA from Coniosporium apollinis CBS 100218, 2100 nucleotides. RefSeq lists its product as uncharacterized. Gene Ontology annotation, biological process: regulation of DNA-templated transcription. Bases 1 to 2100 code for a protein of 699 amino acids. The record is from RefSeq and is a predicted model, not a curated record. The transcript is spliced from 2 exons. Gene Ontology annotation, molecular function: zinc ion binding; DNA-binding transcription factor activity, RNA polymerase II-specific. NCBI's taxonomy places the organism in Eukaryota, Fungi, Ascomycota, Dothideomycetes.